UGCAAACCUUUGGGUUCUUCUCCUAUGUGAUUCCUCUAUAAUACUUCCUGACUCUUCCUGUUACCCGGAAAGGUGGCUUAAAAGCUCCGCUAUGCUGCAGGCUACAUACCACUUCAGGAUUCAGAUUCUCCCGUAGUUCCAGGAAGUACUGAAGGGAAAUAUCGUGUACGAUUGUUGGGCCCACAAGGUAUUGAAUACAAGGUCUUGAAGAGAUAGCUCACAUUCUGCGCACAGAAUCAUGUUCUAAACUGCGCAAAGACAGGAGGCUGCGACACCAUGGCUCUCGUCGAUCUGCCCUAUGUUGCGGAAUUCUUCGCCGUGUUGUAUGUUUGGGGCCCUCCGACUCCUGGCCCAGUCAUAGCUCCUCCAAAUCCUCAAGAAUAUUUACCGAGAGAUAUUCCUUUAGCAGUUCAAGACGCCAUUACUGUCACGAGGUCGCUUGGGUUUCGGUACCUCUGGGUAGAUCGAUACUGCAUCAGCACAGAUGCUAGAGUUAGGCAUGAACAGAUCAAUAGCAUGGACGUAGUAUACCGCCUUGCAUACGCCACCACCAUAGCAGCGGGAGGCCAGCAUCCCUCAUACGGUCUCCCGGCGUGUCCCACCGCCCACGGAAACCCCAGCCACGAGUGCAGAUCUGCAACAAAACGCUCGUAUCAUGCCUACCCGAUCCCGGAGUAGGAAUCCAGAAGUCCAAAUGGUCAACCCGAGCAUGGACAUAUCAAGAAUGCCUGCUAUCACGCCGCCGCAUCUUUUUCACUUCCGAGCAAGUCUAUUUCGAAUGCAUGGUUAUGUAUUGCUGUGAAGCCAUCGAUGAACCUCUCGAGGCGCUGCACAUACUCUGCAGAACCAGCUUCCGAUCUUGCAUUCGCGAUGGCCUGUACCCUUAGCGUACUGGGGAAAGCGCACAAGGAGGUAUGGAAUCGGAUUGCAAGAGUACACACAACGAUCCACGACGUAUGAUUCCGAUGCCUUGAACGGCAUGGUCGGC
Messenger RNA from Lindgomyces ingoldianus, 988 nucleotides. RefSeq lists its product as uncharacterized. The transcript has a single exon. Lineage: Eukaryota; Fungi; Ascomycota; Dothideomycetes; Pleosporales; Lindgomycetaceae. The record is from RefSeq and is a predicted model, not a curated record. Bases 277 to 678 code for a protein of 133 amino acids.